AUGGAAAGCCAUGGAAUUGCAAGAUACAUGUUGCAUAAUGUUCACAUGUUACAGCUUUCUGGAGGCGGUCUCAACCUACAAGCCUUGAGUGCUCUGGCUGCGUUGUUCAAUCCUGGAGUUCAGGUUCAGCAACAGAAUCUGUUAGGAAUGCUAGGCGGAGUGCUAUCGGCAUUGGGUAAGCUGACGGAAGGGGGUUCCGGUGCGGUAAAUACAACCGCAGCCGGUGCAGUAAGUGGCAACCCGACUGCACUAAUGCAGAACGGGCACAGCGCUGCUGGCAAGGCACAGCUAGGUAAAUGGUGAAC
Molecule: messenger RNA, 305 nt
Organism: Cylicostephanus goldi
Lineage: Eukaryota; Metazoa; Nematoda; Chromadorea; Rhabditida; Strongylidae
Source: the annotation of a GenBank genome assembly